CCAAUAAUUUGUUAAAUAAUCCAAAUAAUAAUCGGUGGAUAUCGCAACUGAAGUUAUUGUACACCCCCCUUUCCUUUUUUCUCGGUUGCCGUAGCAGCAAGCCACCAUUCGUCAGAUAAUGCCACGGAACUCUUGCGGAGUGGCCGAUUGAAAACUAUUACAGUGUUUUUACGUUUUUAAGUAGUUUGAUAAAUAUUUUUCAUUUAAACAGUUAAAUCCCACCAUGUUGGUGAACUGGGCUUUUUGUAAAUGCCAGUGUAUGUUUUUUGUUAUGUAUUAGCAUUCUUUAGUGGGUAUUGUUUCCAGUGGUUACUUUUUGGUCGUGCAGCAGCGGGUAUAGCAUUUUCCUAUGGAUUUUUUUUUUCGUGUGUGUGUGUUUAUGUUAGCUGGCAGACUAGCCGACUAGUUAUGUUUCACGUCGGAAAACAAGUUCAGUAUUAUCUCGUCUUUACCGAGGAGUGAAGUGUGGUUUGUCUCGGGCUUGAACACACAGUAACUGUCUCACCGCAGUUACACUCCAGGGUAAGAUGAUCGAGGUGGUGGCCUCCAUGGCCCGGGGCCCGGUGUUCCUGGCCGGGGAGGUUAUGGAGUGUCUCAUAACUUUCACCAACCCCAUGUCGCACCUGUCUACCUCUGCCAGCAGUGAGAUGCUGGCGUGGGCCAGUGCCCAGAUACACUGCCAGUUCCAUGCCAGUGAAAGCAGAGUGGCCCUGCCGGCCCAGGGCACCAAACAGGACGUCCAGGCUGAGAGCGACACGGUGCUUAUUCCAAGCAGAGGAGAGCGAGGGCAGUGCAUGCUGGACACACCACCCAAGAUACUAUUUUGUGACCUGCGCCUGGACCCUGGAGAGAGCAAAACCUAUUCAUACAGUGAGGUCGUACCCGUUGAUGGUCCCCCUAGUUUCCGUGGUCAGGCAGUGAAAUAUGUCUACAAACUGACCAUAGGCUGCCAGCGGGUCAACUCACCGAUCAAGCUGCUGAGGGUUCCCUUCAGGGUGCUGGUUCUGCAGGGCAUGCCAGAGCUGCCGUUUACCCAGGACGAGGAGGUUUCCCCCUCCAACCCGUUCCUGGAGGAAGAGGAAGGGAGCCGCAGAGAUGCUCGCCCCCUCGAGAGAGCAUUGGACAUGCUGAUGGUCACCACCUCAAGACGCUGCCCGCACAUGUUCAACAUCACCAACAUGCGAGGGAAAGUAGCAAAGUUCUGCAUCUUCAAGACCAUUUACAGACUGGGGGAGGACAUCAUCGGCACGUUUAACUUCUCAGAGGGCGACAUUCCCUGCUUACAGUACUCGGUGAGCCUGCAGAGCGAAGAGGAGAUCCAGCAGGAGUACCAGCGGCGUCCCGGCCAGGCCGUGAGUGUGACGGGACACGGGCGUCACCUGGAGUCCUGCCUGCACACGGCCUCCAGCCACUUCUCCCUUCCUAUUCCACUCAACGUCACCCCAGGGUUCAGCACAGACAUAGUGAUCCUGAGGUGGCGCCUGCACUUUGAAUUUGUCACUGCCCGAGAGCCGAUGGAGCCGCCCACUGUGCUGCAGAACCAAUCCGAGGUUACGGUUUGGACGGGGGCGGAGCAUGUUGACGUGGAUACCUUCAGCUGGGAUCUGCCAAUCAAAGUCCUGCCCACCAAUCCGGCCCUGGCUUCCUACGUGUCCCAGUUUACAGGGACCAACAGCAUCACCAUCUGAGGGCUGUGUGCAAGAGACUGAGAGUGCGGCCUCAUCAGAGGAAUUAAUAUUGUGUUUCUGAGCUUAUCCACAGAUGUGUUUGUGUGGUCUAACAUCUGUGUGAGUGUGUGUGUGUGUGUGUCUAUGUGUGACAGAGAGAAAGAGAGAUUUUUUUCCAGAAGAAAAAAUGUUGGCUGACCGAAGAUGCGUGCAUUUCAGGAACAAAGAGGAUUUUUUUCUACUGUAUAUGCAGAAUGGAUGGAUUUGGAGAUGGAUUCCAUGUGUAAAGUAUGCAACGUAUAUAUUUUUGUCUUUUUAUUUCUGUAUUGCAGUACACAUUUUGCAGUGCAUCCUAACUUUGAAUGGAUUCCCAAGAGACAUUAGCUUUGUAAAAGUGCAACUAUCUGUGUAGUCGUACAUUUCUGUAUUUAUUUCAUUUUUUGAUCCCUGUCUGCUCUUUCUCAUUAUGUAAAACGGUUUCUUACUCACAACUCUUUUUUACUCUUUAAUGGACUCAUUCAUUCAGCUGGAGCAAAGGCUGUGCUGAGAUGUGAAUCAUGAAUUAAAAGUGUGAUUUAAAGCUGUG
This is a messenger RNA of Myripristis murdjan (pinecone soldierfish), 2253 nucleotides long. It is a transcript of the gene rgp1, whose product is annotated as GP1 homolog, RAB6A GEF complex partner 1. The record is from RefSeq and is a predicted model, not a curated record. Bases 528 to 1688 code for a protein of 386 amino acids. NCBI's taxonomy places the organism in Eukaryota, Metazoa, Chordata, Actinopteri, Holocentriformes, Holocentridae. The transcript has 9 exons.